Messenger RNA from Mytilus trossulus (common blue mussel), 3536 nucleotides. RefSeq names its product intraflagellar transport protein 80 homolog. The transcript has 18 exons. Lineage: Eukaryota; Metazoa; Mollusca; Bivalvia; Mytilida; Mytilidae. The record is from RefSeq and is a predicted model, not a curated record. Gene Ontology annotation, biological process: cilium assembly. Bases 143 to 2347 code for a protein of 734 amino acids. Gene Ontology annotation, molecular function: protein binding. Gene Ontology annotation, cellular component: centrosome; intraciliary transport particle B; cilium.
UGAACUAGUUAGCUGUGUAGGAUGGACAACUCCAGAGGAACUGUAUUCGGGUGCUGAUGAUCAUCUUGUUCUGAAGUGGAAUCUGAGUAACAAUGAAACAAAUACUCUUGUUAAGUUACCAGAUGAUGUAUUCCCUACUGAUAUGCACUGGUUUCCUAAAUCUGCUGCUGGGGGUGGAAAGAAGACAGGAUCAGACCUCUUUGUUUUAACUUCAACAGAUGGAAAAAUUCACCUUAUCAGUAAAACAGGGAGAGUUGAGAAAAGUAUAGAGGCACACAAAGGAGCAGUAUUAGCAGGAAGAUGGAGUUAUGAUGGAUCAGCACUUGUGACUGCUGGUGAAGAUGGUCAAGUAAAAAUUUGGUCAAGAAGUGGAAUGUUGCGGUCAACUUUGACACAAAACAGUUCUUCAGUGUAUGGUAUAGCAUGGGGACCAGACUCUGAUCAGGUUCUCUUCACUAAUGGAAGACAGUUGGUGAUCAAGUCAUUACAACCUAAUGCUAAACCAACAAUGUGGAAAGCCCAUGAUGGAGUAAUAUUGAAUGUGGACUGGAACCCAGUAAAUAAUUUGAUUCUGUCUGGAGGGGAAGAUUGUAGAUAUAAGGUAUGGGAUACCUAUGGUAGAGUGAUGUAUAACAGCUCUGCCCAUGAUUAUCCCAUCACUUCAGUUGCCUGGACCCCUGAUGGAGAAUUGUUUGCUGUAGGAUCUUUCAAUACAUUAAGGAUUUGUGACCAAGCAGGGUGGUCUUACUCUCUGGAGAAACCUAACACAGGGAGUCUGUUUAAACUGGCGUGGUCUGGAGAUGGUACCCAGGUAGCAGGAGCUUGUGGGAAUGGUCAAGUACUUAUUGGACAUUUAAUAGAAAGGCGACUUGAAUGGAAGAAUUAUGAAGCCACCGUUGUUAGUAGUAAACAAGUAGAUGUAAGGAACGUAGUGAAUGAUGUUAAAGAUAAGCUGGACUUCCGGGACAGAAUCAUCAAGUUAUCAUUUGCUUUUUCACAUCUCAUCGUUGCUACUUCAUCACAGUGCUAUAUAUUUAAUGUUAGAAAUUUCAACACACCAAUGAUAUUUGAUUUGAAGGAAGGCAAUGUGACACUUAUCCUGCAAGCAGAGAAACAUUUUGUCCUUGUUGACACAGCUGGUGUGUAUGUUUACUCCUAUGAUGGGAGAAUGGUAUCUUCACCAAGAUAUGCCGGUAUGAGAGCUGAUGUUCUCAAUUACCAGACAGUGGCACUCAGUAACGACACAAUUGCUAUAAGAGAUAAAACAGAUGAAAAAGUUGUGUAUGUAUUUGAUGCUCAGACCGGAAAGAAUUUGGGUGAUGGUAAACCCAUUACACACAAGUUAGAAGUAAUGGAAAUAGCACUUGACCAAUGUGGACCAGCUACAGAGAGACGUCUAGCAAUAGUAGAUAAAAAUAGGGAUCUCUAUGUGACAUCUGUCAGAGUGUUUGGUGGAGAAAGGAAAACACAUAAAUUAGGAAACAUGAUUCAAUCCUUGGCAUGGAAUGACUCAGCUAAUAUGUUGGCAGCAUUUGCAGAUAGUAAAUUUACAGUAUGGUAUUAUCCCAAUGUUGUAUUUGUUGACAGAGAUCUUAUAAAUAGAACGGUGUUUUCCAAAGAUGCAAGUGAAUUUGGUAAGAACCCUCAGAUCUUACAGUAUACAGGAAACCAUGUCGUGAUACGGAGAGCUGAAGGUUCUAUAGUCAGUACAGUCACGUCACCUUACCCAUCAAUACUACACAACUAUGUACAGUCAUCAAGGUUUGCCGAUGCUGUUAGACUGUGCAGGUUUGUUAAAGAUGACAUUUUAUGGGCGUGUCUUGCUGCAAUGUCUGCUUAUGCUAAAGAUCUGAACACAGCUGAAGUGUCAUAUGCUGCCAUCUUAGAGGCAGAGAAAGUGCAGUUUAUUGUGAAUAUCAAAGACAUACCCGUUAAAGAAGCUCGGAAUGCUGAGAUGGCCUUAUUAUGUGGAAGUCCACAGGACGCUGAGGCUAUAUUACUGACUGCUGGACUCACAUUCAGGGCAAUUAUGUUAAAUAUUCAACUUUAUAAUUGGGAUAGAGCAUUGGAAUUAGCAGUUAAACAUAAAACCCAUGUAGAUACAGUAUUAGGAUAUAGACAAAGAUAUUUAGAAAGAUUUUCCAAGAAAGAGAAUAUCAAAAGAUACCAACAGUACAAAGAUGGAAUUGAAAUAGACUGGGAGAAAAUAGAAUCCAAAAUAGAAUAUGAAUAUCAGAAAGAAAGAGAACGACCAACACCUUCUUCCCAGCCUGCUUCCACAGGGUCAACAGGAAGUUCUGCGUCACGGACAGGUGGACCAAGACCAAGGGUUACAGCACAGACUUAGUUAUUUAUUAUAUGUCCAUUCCUAAAAACUGUGAUACUAUUUAUUUUAUUGUGGAAGAAAAUGAUAGCAAAACUUUAAAAGUUAAAGUUACUGUAUUCUAUUUUAUAUAUAGUAAAAAAUGAGAGAAAAUUAAAAUAGUUUAAAGUUGAAUAUCAAAUAAUCAUGCUUUAUUGUUACAAAACAGAUAUACAAGUUCUAUGUCUAAGAAGGCAAUGGGAAUCAGUUGUAUCAAUGUUCCAAUAUACAUUUAUAUUGAUAUACACAUCUUGUUUUUAAGAAUAGACUUAACAGCGUUUAAAGGGUUUUCCAUAAUGGUUUUAAUUAAUGUGACAUUAAUAAUGCAAAUCUUGCAAUAGGGUAGAGGAAAAGUUUCCAGCAUGAUAAAAGUAAACCAUUAAAUGUGCUAUGCAAAAUAUUUCUAGUCAAAUCUGGAAUAAAUUUGUGUUAGGGAAACAGAAAGGAUGUAAUUUAUAAAGAAAAUAUUUUGUUAACAAUUUAUAGAUAAAAUUCCAGCUUAUAUUCAUUCCAGUGUUAUAUGACAUAUUCACAAUGCUGUUUUGGGAUUAACUAUGUUUUAUAAUGUCUACUGAUUCUACUGUGUUCAACAUUUUUGUAUUUAUUUUCCAAUUUUCAAGGGAAUAUAUAUCCUCUUUAUCAUAAACAUUAUGAUAACCAGUUUUGGAUGGAAAUGAAAUUGUACAUCAAAAAACUAUUUGCAUUGAAAUAUUCUGUUGUAACAUAAAAAUUCUUGUUUUUAGCCAAAGUUUGAUCAACCUGACAUAGUCUACAGUAGUAGAUUUUGUAUAAUCUCAUCAUCUCCAGCAGUUUAUAUCCAGAUAAGGUUCCGAUUUUUCUGCAUUUUUGUUCUCUUUAAAAAAUACCUUUGUUAAAGAUAGAUGUUUGUUAGGAAAACAACGUCUCAUUAAAGCCCCAAGAAAAAUUGACUGAACAUGAAGAGGUCCUUAUAAGUUAAAAGUUUGAAAUACAAUCCUUAUAUUAUAUAACAACUUGGUAAGCUUUAGCUGCAACCUGUAAUAUUUAUUGAAUUAUUUAUUCCGUCCAAAUAUUUUGUAUUCAUAUGUUAAUUAUGAUGUAUAAUGUUUGUUAGCAAAGAAUAUUUAUUUUGUGUACUGAAGCAGGUGGAAAUAAAAUCUCAUGAAAUAAAAGGUUAAAUCUUUUUUGUACCUUU